UCGAUCGAAGCUGUCAGCCUUCGUUGAAGUUGAAUUCUCUUUCACUGUAAGAGAGAAUAGGAUAAGACAAAAAAAAAAGACAAAAAGAAUCCUGACAUUUAGUCGCUCCAUUUAAUGUUUUGGACGAGAAAUUCUAUGGAAUUUUCCUCGCCUUUUUAAAGAUUUUCGUCUCGUUUUCGAAUUUUGGCUGAGUUGACUAGAUUAACUAGACAUAGCCUUGCCUUGUACUUAGAUUAAGCUUCAAAGAGCUCAACUGGUGCUUCCUAUGAUCUUCUUUAUACUGACAGUGUAAAAACGAACUUAUCUCUACGAAGGAAGUGUAUCUGACAGUCUUGAAGUUCGUACCGUCAACAGAGAACAUCUGGUGUUGUCUUAAUGAAUUCUAUCGUUAGUUAUUCACAACGAAACGAUUAACUCCUAAUAUAAUCAAGUGGAAAGGAAAAGGUGCGUUUGCAUAAGAAAUAUCUCGGGAUUUUGAACCGUUUGUGCUGCACAAAAAACGAUUCAGCUUUGUAAGGAAGUCUACUGGAAUUCCAGGCGUUACUGUUUUAUCAGAAUCAAUAAUUCUUUAUUCACGAGGGCUUUUCUUCGCUUAGUAAUUGCUGUUGGAUUUCGACAUUCGUUUAACCUGCAGGAAACGUUAAUUGAUAUUUGAAGCAAUAACUGAGAAUGGCCAGUUCAUCAAAGUUAACGAUUGGGUGCAUACGACACAUCCCUCACACUAAUUCCAGACAAGAACCAGGAGAAGAAGAAGAAGAAGAACAGGAAACCGUCAUUCCUUCGCGUGAGGCAGCCCUCGAAAACAGUGAUGCUGAAUACGACACUGAUCUAGAAGAAGAGCCCGUAAAUCGAAAGCCAGAAGAGGAUACUAGUCAAGGCAGGGGUGCCUAUCUUAAAGCCUGCAAGAGUCUUUCGCUCAUACCAUGUUCAACAUUCCUCAGACAGCUCCACAGAUCUGACGUUAAUCUCAAGCACUAUAACUUGGGCACGCGAGGAGCGGAAGCCGUGGCGGUUGCCAUGAUGCAAAACACCAUAGUCCUUAGUCUUAAUAUAGCGUACAACGAUAUCAAAGAGGAAGGAGCUAUCUACAUAUCGAAGAUGCUGACCGAGAAUUUCUUUAUCACAGAACUUGAUAUUUCGUUCAAUGAUCUUCGCUCUCAAGGGGCGUAUGCCGUAGCGGAAAUGCUGCGACAAAACGCCGAGUUAAUCGAAAUAAACUUAUCGGGAAAUAAGUUCAUCGAAAAGGAUGUGGAACCACUAGUUGAAGCCAUGAAGAAAAACUUUACACUCAAGGCUUUGAACUUAAGUGAGAAUGAAUUCUGUGAGGUCGGAGGGCAGUUGUUGGGACCGGGAAUAGACGCUAAUGUCGGGUUAGAGUACUUGAAUUUGAGCUGGAAUCACAUCCGUCGUAAAGGAGCGUUGGCAGUAGCCCAUGGCCUUGCCCAAAACUGCAGCUUAAAAACUCUAGACAUCUCGUGGAAUGGGUUCGCGGACGAUGGCGCGAAAGCUAUCGGUGAGGCUCUCCAGCAGAAUAGUUCUUUAGUUGAACUUGAUAUUUCUUGUAACAGGAUCUCCGUCUAUGGCGCCGCGCAGUUUGCUAAAGGAUUGGCCAAGAAUACCACGUUACAGACUCUACGUGUUGGAAAGAACCCCAUUACUAGUAAAGGCGCGCUGGAUAUUCUCAAUGCUGUUUAUAUUAAUCCUGAUAGUGCUAUAGAAGAGAUAUGUUUUGAUGAUGUACCUGUUAAUGCGGAGUUUGAGAAACUGUUAGAAGAUGUGCUGGAGGCAAGGCCUAAUUUGAUUGUGCAGUGUGGGGCUGCUAUGAAGGGCAAGGAACGUGUCAAGAAGAUCAAGAAUAAAGUGGAUGUCCUCAACCUUCUGCUUGAGUACAUUGAGCUACGUGGUCUUCGCAUGGUGGACUUCUUUCGUCAGCUAGACAAGGAUGGCAGCAGAAAACUUACCCGCGCUGAAUUCAUGACUGGAGUAAGGAAAGCAGGGAUCCCAAUGACGAGAAGACAACUAAAGAAGCUGGUGAACAUCUUGGAUGUUGAUAACGAUGGUGGGAUAAACUACAGUGAAAUGGUGGCCAUCAAAGGAGAUGAUGUGUUCGAAAUCUAUCAUAAGAAGAACUUAAAGAAAGAUGACGCUAUUAUCAAGGCACAUAAAACCAAACAACUGAAGAUGAAGAAUGUGCAUAUACCGCUAUAGCAAAAUGGACGCGAAGAAAAUUUGUCAUACAGCUAGUAAAUACGCGUGGCGUUUUCCGUUAAACGGCGUGUAAAGAUGCGUGUAAUGUUGUGCAAUCUGUUAAUAUCCAUGUAAAUACGACUUAUACUAAUAUACGUCUAAUUUCGUGCAUUUUAUUGUGACCUAUUUUUACGCCAUUAUGAAUACUCUUCUACAAUUUAAAAAUAACUUUGGGUGAACAGAAUAUGUAUAAUUUCUCAGUGUGUUUUACGACUUCUUCCAAUAAAGAUGCACGUAUUUUG
Molecule: messenger RNA, 2489 nt
Organism: Actinia tenebrosa (Australian red waratah sea anemone)
Lineage: Eukaryota; Metazoa; Cnidaria; Anthozoa; Actiniaria; Actiniidae
Molecular function (GO): calcium ion binding; protein binding
Source: RefSeq, a predicted model, not a curated record